UGUCAUACACGACACACGCAUACUUCAAAUAUCUUCAAAUACAUUUAGACAACAACAUAAAACUCGUAAACAUAAGCAAUGGAGUAACCAGUGGGCGAUGAACCGGGACUUCAUCUACAACUACCAGGAUGACGGGCCUAACACGUGGUCGAGGAUCGGUAGCACGCUCAACAAAUGGCUGUGGGGCGCGCUUUGCUGCGGCAUACCGGGCGUGCCUUGUUACUUCUGUACCUGCUGUAAGCAGCUCGACACCAUGACUGAGAGAGAACGCCCCAGAGUAAACCAAGCGACAGGAACCGCAGAGCGCCUGUCCCGUCAGCAUCGGCCGAACGCACCGCGCAGCAGGAAAGCGACUCCGGAGACGCUGUCGGCGGUGCGGUGCGCGUUGUCGCAACUACAGGGCGAGCCAGCACCCGUACCACCUCUCCCGCUGCCCGUAGACCACCGCACCCAGGACCCCGGCUGAUCGUGCACCCAGCGAUACGAUACUUUGUAAGAUUAAUAUUUAAAUGUUAUAUAAACGUACAUUUCUUAAUUUUA
Messenger RNA from Papilio polytes (common Mormon), 540 nucleotides. RefSeq lists its product as uncharacterized. Bases 98 to 466 code for a protein of 122 amino acids. Lineage: Eukaryota; Metazoa; Arthropoda; Insecta; Lepidoptera; Papilionidae. The record is from RefSeq and is a predicted model, not a curated record. The transcript has 2 exons.